AUGAAACAAAUCGAAAUUAUGAGGGCCAGGAGUGCAACUAGGAGCAUAUUUAAUAUUGUAUCUUGUUCUGAUUUCGUUUAUUACAGUGAUACAAAAUUCCCAAAGGAUGCAGGAAAAAUAUUGUAA
Dentiscutata erythropus is the source of this 126-nucleotide messenger RNA. Lineage: Eukaryota; Fungi; Glomeromycota; Glomeromycetes; Diversisporales; Gigasporaceae. The record is from the annotation of a GenBank genome assembly.